This is a messenger RNA of Populus nigra (black poplar), 3126 nucleotides long. RefSeq lists its product as uncharacterized. The coding region runs from base 138 to 2873 and encodes 911 amino acids. Lineage: Eukaryota; Viridiplantae; Streptophyta; Magnoliopsida; Malpighiales; Salicaceae. The record is from RefSeq and is a predicted model, not a curated record. The transcript has 3 exons.
AAAACUAGCCGUUACCACCUCUCUCUCUCUCUCCCCUCUGGAAACAACUCUCUCCCCCUCAAAUCAAAUCCACAGCAUUAAACAUUCAAAGAUUCUUUUUUUAUAUAUCCAAUUCAAGAAUCAAUCAAGUUUAACCCAUGAUCAGCACCUCGGCUAAAGAAUCCAAGGCCGCAAGCAAGAAGUUGGAUUCCUGCUCUCCAAUACCAAGCAGACCAACAAAUCCCAUUUCAAGAAACUCAGAGAUUAAUCCAAUGAGGAGAAGUUUCAGUGGAAGCCCAUUUUCUAAACCUUCUAUUAUUUCCAAUCAAGUAGGAGGAGGCUUUAACCCCAAUACUCCUGUUAAUAGCCCUUCAGAUUAUCCGCGAAGAAACUCUAUUAGCAGAGACAAUAUCGUAGUUACAUUGCGUGAUCACGAGGACAAAGAAAAUGGUAAAGACCAGACUUGGAAAUCAGUGAGAAUUCGUUCACCAGCAAAGGGUACAAAGAAUUUCAUGUCUCCAACAAUUUCUGCAGCUUCAAAAAUCAAUGCAUCUCCGAAAAAGAAAAUCUUGGCUGAUAGGAAUGAGCAAAUUCGCACUUCGAUUUCAUUUGCUGAUGCAAAAAGCCCUUUAAUGGAAGACUUGGACUCAAACCCUGACAAGGGUUUGAAUCAGAAGAAGGAGGUCUCGUUUGAUUCGACAGUCAUUUACUUGGCGGACAAUAAUGAUUCCAAAAGUGAGAAACGUGUUGAUUUGAUGGUAGAUUCAAGUGCUAAAGAUGAUUUGGACUUGUCAUCAAAGAAACUAACUGUUGAGAAGGAUUGUGUUAAUCUUGAUUCAAGUUUUAAGAUUAAUCCAAGGGUCUCUAGUUCAUUGCCAAGUCCUGCUUUGGCACCUCUUGACGCAGAUCCAUCAAUGCCUCCUUAUGAUCCUAAGACUAAUUACCUCUCACCAAGGCCUCAGUUUCUUCAUUAUAGGCCUAACCCGCGAGUUGAGCUUUAUCUAAACAAGGAAAGAGAUGGCCAAUCACUUGAUGAGAUUUUUGCAUCUGAAUCCUCAGAAACUGAAGUUAGUGAAGCUGAAGACAGUCACUCUGAUGAUUUGCAGAAAGAAUCGGAUGCUUCUUUAGCCAAUGAGGUGAAAAAAGAAGAGGAAUCGGAGGAGCUGCUGCUAAUAUCUGAACCCAACCCCAUUAGUACUUUUGUGGAGGAGGAGAAGGAAGAGCUGCUUGUAUCUGAACCCAAUUCCAUUAGUACUUCUGUGGAGAAGGCUAGAGAGAAAAGGGUGUCUAAAUCACAUUUCUUUACAAGAAGAAAGUUCGAUGCUUUGCUUUUUGUCCUGACUGUUGGAUUUUUAUAUGCUUCGUUUUCUAAAUCCCCAGUCAUGGAUCCUUCUGUGCUGAAUAACUUGACCUUCCCUGAGCCGUAUGUCCCACCUGAACUCUCAGAGUAUGCCAGGCAAAGUUUUGAAGCUCUAGCUCAUAAGGUCCAGCUUUGGCUGCAUCAGUGUAUUUGUUACACACACAAUCUGAUUAACAGCUUCAGAGGUGGGCACAACCUGGGUUCCUUGCAGUAUGCCAAUUUGACCAUUUUGGUUGAAGAUGGCAUAGUUGGUGGUCAAUUUGCAUUUGACCAGAGCAUUUUAGGAUCAAAAGUUAAGUACGAAGAGAAAGUUUCAGCGCCCAUAAGUGCAGCAGAGGUAGACAUUAAGCUAGUAGAUGAAUGGGAUCAACCAACUACAGCUGAUGAGGACAUUAAAGAAGUUGCAGGAGAUAAUAAUGAUGGGUAUUUUGAUAGUGUUCCAGAUCCUGAAGAGGUUAGCGUUCCCGAGUCUGAAGAAGUAAAUCUGCUCCCCCAAUCUGAGGUGACUGGACCUGGUAAGGAGGUCAUCCAAGAAAGUGCUGAAACCGCUGCUAACGUUGUGAAGCUGCAAAGUAACAUAGACCUUGAAGACCAGUUUGUACUGAUCCCACAAGCUGCUGAAAUUCAACCAGAAAUCUUGAAUUCCAUGCAAUGUCGAGGCAGGGAUGCUAUUAGUUCUGCAGAUAUUGAGUCCCCUGCAGCAGAGGACAAUUUGGAAAUACUUGAAGGAGCUGCCACAGAAAAUCCACGAAGUUCAGAAGAAGCAAAUCUGUUCCCCCAAUCUGAGGUGACUGGACCUGGUAAGUCAACACAAGAGGCCAUCCAAGAAAGUGCUGAAACCGCUGCUAACGUUGUGAAGCUGCAAAGUAACAUAGACCUUGAAGACCAGUUUGUACUGAUCCCACAAGCUGCUGAAAUUCAACCAGAAAUCUUGAAUUCCAUGCAAUCUCAAGGCAGAGAUGAUAUUAGUUUUGCAGAUAUUGAGUCCCUUGUAGCAGAGGACAAUUUUGAAAUACUUGAAGGAGCUGCCACAGAAAAUCCACGAAGUUCAGAAUUAGUGAACACACAUUCAGCACAGAGAAUGGUGGGGAUUUCCUUGAUUGUUUUCAGUCUACUUGGGACAGUCUUCAUUUAUAUGAAAAGUCGAGCUCCCACAGCUCAAAACGCUACAUUUACAGUGGAUCAAGUGCCAAUUACUAAGAAAUUGGAUUUUUGCCCACUGUCAGUCGCAGCAGAACAUGAAGACAUUGCUGGAGAGUCAUGCUCAUCAGAAAUGAGCAGCUUCAGCUUGUCUUACAGCAAGAAAGGACAGAAGGGAAAAAGUGAAGCUCAAAACUUCAAGCCUAGGAAGAGCAAUCACAGGAGAGAAUCCAUGGCUUCGUCAGACUAUUCCGUCGGUUCCAUGGGUUCGCCUUCUUACGGCAGCUUCACCACGUAUGAAAAGAUCCCAAGCAAGCAUGGAAAUGCAGAUGAAGAGGUGAUCACUCCAGUUAGGCGCUCAAGCAGAAUCAGACACCAAGUCAUUUCUCCAUGACCUGUUCAAAAAGAAUUUCUGGAUGAUGGCACAAUUCUCUUGUGAUUUUGUUGUGAUUGAAUCACUAUUUAGUUGCUGACAAGCUACUUUAACAACAUAGCUUAAUUUGAUUGCUUGUAAUCGAGCUCAACCCUGUUGUUGGGGGGAGUGCUUCAACUAUAUUGAGUCUUCAGUAGAUUUCCGUUGUUAAAGGUUGCUCUGAUUGUUUAGGCUACUUUGAAUUGCCCCUAUAAAAAUCAUUGUUUCGGGUUUA